ACGAUUAGUAAAAACGCGGCUCGAUAUCGUCUCUGUCACAUCAGCUCCGCAAUACAGGCAGAAGACGAACAGGAAAUUAUAACUCAAAGACAGCUCUAAGAGUGUUUGCUCACGUUUGUUUAUAACAAACAAGUGUUUUUCUGUUGGCUACCUGUCUUAAUUAUCCCACCUAUCUUUUUCCAGCAGAGACAAUGCUUCAGUGUCUGUCGGGAAGUUCGUGUAUGCGUGUCAUAGACGGUUACAGGUCUACGUGGUAUUUCUUAGUUUUGGUGCUGGCGUAUGUUUUAUACCUCAUCUUCGGGGCUUUGGUGUUUUCCGCAGUGGAGCUGCCGUAUGAAGAGCAGCUUCGACAGGAGCUUCGGACAGUGAAACAGCAGUUUCUGGAGGACAACGAAUGUCUGUCCAAUGACAGACUGGAGGAGUUUCUGAUCAAAGCCUUAGAAGCGAGUAAUUACGGUGUGUCGGUUCUCAAUAAUGCCUCCAGUAACUGGAACUGGGAUUUCACUUCAGCGUUAUUCUUCGCCAGCACUGUGCUUUCCACGACAGGAUAUGGGCACACUGUUCCUCUAUCAGACGGAGGUAAGGCCUUCUGCAUCAUUUACUCAGUGGUGGGAAUCCCAUUCACUCUGUUGUUCUUGACGGCGGUGGUCCAGAGGAUCAUGGAGUUCAGCACACGCAGGCCCAUAGAGUUCCUGCACCGGCGCUGGGGCACCUCCAAACCUCUGCUGGCCGCCAUGCACGCAACACUACUGGCCAUUAUAACUGUCUCCUGCUUCUUCCUUAUACCUGCCAUCAUCUUCUCAGUGCUGGAGGAGGAGUGGAACUUCCUGGAGUCCUUCUAUUUCUGCUUUAUCUCUCUUAGUACCAUUGGCUUAGGCGACUAUGUGCCAGGAGAGGGUUACCAUCAGAGGUUCCGAGAACUUUAUAAACUGGGCAUUACCUUCUACCUGAUAUUGGGCUUGAUCGCUAUGUUGGUGGUUCUGGAAACCUUCUGUGAGCUUCAGCAGCUGAAAAAGCUCAGGAAGAUGUUCUACCUGAGGAAACAAAAAACAGAGGACCAGCUUAAUAUCGUAGAUCACGAUCACCUCUCCUUUGCCUCUGUGUCCGACCAGGCAGCCUCAUUCAGAGAGGAUAAGACUGAACUGUUUCCUGAUGAUAUUGUCUCCAGCUCACCUAUUGCUAACUCGAAUGGAUCAUUGGAGCGAUGAGGCUUCCUUCAUUUCCGUGUCUGGAACCUCGACACAUUAACUUUUCAAAAACAUGUCCAUAAAGAGCAUAAUGUAUUGUUAGUGUACUCUGCUGUCAAGUUAACUGAGAUCUACUAUAGAUAUGAAUACCUGAAAUACCGACUGAAGGUAAUUUAUUGCAAAACAUUUGUAUAUCACACAAUGGCCACAUACUCACUGUAGCUAAAUUAAGUUGUUUAUGAGAGUGGCAAGCAUAUUCAGCAAUCAGAUUAACAGUAAAUUAGAUUGUAACAAAUGCAUUUACAGAAAUUUUACUAGGGUUGAGACGAUAAGUCAAAUCAAAAACUCAUUACGCGUCAGCUGUUUUCAGAUCUUUCAGAAUGCAUCGCAAUUGUUUCUGGAAUUUAUUGUCCCAGUGAUAAAUUUUACACAGUGUGUAGAACUAAACUGAACAACUAGUUGUUAAAGCAACAUUAUGUAGCUUCUUUAACCUCAAAAUAAUGAAUCAAAUUAUUUCAGCAAUAAUGCUUCACCAAAAAUGAUUAUUCUGUUGUCAUCUACAUUUCUGGGGAGUUUCUUCUCCUGUUAAACAAAAAAGAAGAUAUCUUGAGGGAAAGCUGGAAACCUGUAACCACUGAUAUAGUGUAUUGGCCUUUCCUACUAUGGAUACAGGUUUCCAGCUUUCUUAAAGAGUCCGGAUUUUGACUGCGUUCAGCGCAAGAUAGAGAGAAAUGCCCACCACGGCUAUGAAGUUGCAGCCAGAGAGUAUGUGGAGAGCCCAAUGCAGGAAUGCAAGAAAGCAAUGCAGUUAAACACCAGCAUAUUACUCUACUGUUAACGCUAACCCCAAGUAAUAACAACGACACAUAUUCAGUAUUAAUCCACACAGUGGCAAGAGUUGAACUAUUUUGUGAAUUAACCACGCAUUGUAAAUUGUAAAUUAACCACUGCAACUUAUCUUUGCGUGUGUGAGGAACAGCUGAUGGUGGCCAUAGCAAGGAUGAACGCCAGAGGAUUGCAAGUUCAG
Danio aesculapii is the source of this 2214-nucleotide messenger RNA. It is a transcript of the gene kcnk1a, whose product is annotated as potassium channel, subfamily K, member 1a. Gene Ontology annotation, molecular function: potassium ion leak channel activity. The transcript is spliced from 3 exons. Gene Ontology annotation, biological process: potassium ion transmembrane transport; stabilization of membrane potential. Gene Ontology annotation, cellular component: membrane. The record is from RefSeq and is a predicted model, not a curated record. The coding region runs from base 192 to 1208 and encodes 338 amino acids. Lineage: Eukaryota; Metazoa; Chordata; Actinopteri; Cypriniformes; Danionidae.